Molecule: messenger RNA, 1534 nt
Organism: Thecamonas trahens ATCC 50062
Lineage: Eukaryota; Apusomonadida; Apusomonadidae
Exons: 1
Biological process (GO): negative regulation of TOR signaling; neurotrophin TRK receptor signaling pathway; negative regulation of protein kinase activity
Cellular component (GO): cytoplasm
Source: RefSeq, a predicted model, not a curated record
GAACGUCACGCUGCACGCCAAGAACGAACCGACACCCGUUCAUCAAGCUGAUGAAGACAUUCAAAAUCGUGUGGCGUGGAUCGAGGAUGAGACCAACAUGAAGAAGUACGGCGUGGCCGAGUUUGGCGUGGCUGGUGAUGCCAUUCUCUGGCCGCAGCUCGUCCAAGUCCGCAUCUCAUCCACAGGCUGGAGUGUCCUCCGCUGUUACAACUGCGGUUUGGACAUGUACGCAACAGCACCUGGAACCGGUGACGCUACAGUCGUCUUUAACGUCGCUGUUGCUCCCGAGGACAUCGAGGCUGCCAAGGACUCGGCCGACUACUCGCCGGUCUUUGAGGUUGUCCUACCCAUGCGCGCGAGCCUGGCUGCUGAUACUGCGUCGAGCCCGGCUACUGUUGAGCAGGCGCGGUCUGUCGGCGAGGCAGAGAUCCUCCGCCGCCUUGUCGAGCGGACCAACGCGCGGGUCGAUGCCGAGGAGGCUGCCAUGCGCGACCGCAUCGCCAAGUACAAGGCCCAGCAGGAGGCCGCCUUUGACACCUUUGUCUCGCGCGCACACACCGACCGCGCUGUUCUGUGGAACCGGAUGUGUGGCCUGUACUCUGUCGACAACGAGCUGGUCAACACCGACCGCGUCCACACCUCGGGCGCCGCUGCCCUCGCCACCUCGCCCCACAUUGCCGAUGCCCAUCUCCCGUCGUCCGUCUCGUCGUCGUCGGGUGGUAGCAUGAUCACCGCCAUCGUCCCGGCUGCCUCGUCGCCGCAGCGGGACACGUCAUACACCUCGGCAUCACCGCGCUUCGGCUCGGCGUCGUCGCUGGGCAGGAGUGGCCCGGCCGCGUCGCCGGCACACGACCAGCCGCGUGCCGCCGACUCUCCAAAGCUCAGGUCGCCCCAGAAGAAGCAUCGCCCGUCGCCGGCACACGAGCGCGUCGAAAGCGCUCGCCCACCGGUUGCAUCGCCCUCCCGCCGCGUUCCUGCAGCGGGCGACAACGCUGAGGUCGACGUCUUUGACAACGACGAUGACUUUUACGGAGGCACCGUCUUUGCUUUCGAAGAGGACGACGACAUCCUCGGCGGCCAUGGCGCGUCGGCCGGCUCCACAUCGGGCGGUGAGCUGUACAUUGGCCGCCAGCCCGAUGCCGACGCCACCCUGUACUCUGACGACGAUGACGAUGACGACGACGACAACAACAAUGGCGGAGCGCUUGGACGCAACGCCCGCUUCGAUGCCGGCGUCCGCGCCACCUCGUUGUCUCCGGCCGCAGCCGACUCGCUGCUCGGCACUUCGGUCCCGAUCUCCAUCCCCGGUGUCAACGCCUCGCGCUGGCACCAUGCGCCCGGCGGCGAGCCUGAGGUCAUCGGCUCGGUUCCCGGCGAGGCGACGUCGCUGGCGGCGCUCGGCACAGCCGACGUCCCCAUUGCCGGCUCGCUCCACGAUGCCUACUUGGAAGCGUUUGCAUCGGGCGCCCUCGACACCGCGUCUUCGCUCAACCCGGGCCGCCCGCCGGUCUCGGUCGCGCGCUCGCUCAUUUAG